AUGAGGAUUAUUUGCAGACAGCUUGUCUUCUUGUUUUCUGGCUUUUGGGGACUAGCAAUGGGAGCUUUCCCUAGCAGUGUGCAAAUAGGUGGUCUCUUCAUCAGAAACACAGAUCAGGAAUAUACUGCUUUUCGAUUAGCAAUUUUUCUUCAUAAUACCAGCCCCAACGCCUCUGAAGCACCUUUUAAUUUGGUUCCUCACGUAGACAACAUUGAAACAGCUAACAGCUUCGCUGUAACAAAUGCCUUUUGCUCCCAGUACUCUAGAGGAGUUUUUGCCAUUUUUGGACUGUAUGAUAAGAGAUCAGUACAUACCUUGACCUCAUUCUGCAGCGCCUUGCACAUCUCCCUCAUCACGCCAAGUUUCCCCACAGAGGGCGAGAGCCAGUUUGUGCUGCAGCUGCGACCAUCUUUACGGGGAGCUCUCCUAAGUUUGCUGGAUCAUUAUGAAUGGAACCGUUUUGUCUUCCUUUAUGACACAGACAGGGGUUACUCAAUACUUCAAGCUAUUAUGGAAAAAGCGGGACAAAAUAGCUGGCAAGUCAGUGCCAUAUGUGUGGAGAAUUUUAAUGAUGCCAGCUACAGGAGGCUUUUAGAAGACCUGGAUCGAAGACAAGAAAAGAAAUUUGUAAUAGACUGUGAAAUAGAGAGGCUUCAGAAUCUUUUAGAACAGAUUGUGAGUGUUGGAAAGCAUGUUAAAGGCUACCAUUACAUCGUUGCAAACCUGGGAUUCAAAGAUAUUUCUUUGGAGAGGUUUAUGCAUGGAGGAGCCAAUGUAACAGGAUUUCAGUUAGUAGAUUUCAGUACUCCUAUGGUAACUAAACUCAUGCAGCGCUGGAAGAAGCUGGAUCAGAGAGAAUACCCAGGAUCUGACAGCCCUCCAAAGUACACAUCUGCUCUGACCUACGAUGGGGUACUUGUGAUGGCUGAAACAUUCCGUAACCUUAGAAGGCAGAAAAUUGAUAUUUCACGGAGAGGGAAUGCUGGGGAUUGUCUUGCUAAUCCUGCUGCACCAUGGGGCCAGGGGAUUGAUAUGGAGAGAACACUCAAACAGGUUCGAAUACAAGGGCUGACCGGAAAUGUUCAGUUUGACCACUAUGGUCGCAGAGUCAACUACACAAUGGAUGUAUUUGAGCUGAAGAGCACAGGCCCUCGUAAGGUUGGUUACUGGAAUGACAUGGAUAAAUUAGUUUUGAUUCAGCAUGAACCUUCCCUUGGAAAUGAGUCAGCCAUUGAGAACAGAACAGUAGUUGUAACUACAAUUUUGGAAGCCCCAUAUGUUAUGUUCAAGAAAAAUCAUGAUACAUUUGAAGGGAAUGACAAGUAUGAAGGAUACUGUGUAGAUCUGGCAUCAGAAAUUGCAAAACAUAUUGGUAUCAAGUACAAAAUUGCCAUUGUCCCUGAUGGAAAAUAUGGAGCAAGGGAUCCAGAGACAAAAAUCUGGAAUGGGAUGGUGGGAGAACUUGUUUAUGGGAAAGCAGAGAUUGCUGUUGCACCUCUGACCAUCACUUUGGUACGAGAAGAGGUCAUUGAUUUUUCUAAGCCUUUUAUGAGUUUGGGGAUAUCCAUUAUGAUAAAAAAGCCCCAGAAAUCUAAACCAGGAGUGUUUUCCUUCUUGGACCCUUUGGCGUAUGAGAUCUGGAUGUGCAUAGUCUUUGCCUACAUUGGUGUCAGUGUGGUCCUGUUCCUAGUUAGCAGGUUUAGCCCAUAUGAGUGGCACACAGAAGAGCCAGAGGAUGGGAAAGAAGGACCCAGUGAUCAGCCUCCCAAUGAGUUUGGCAUAUUCAACAGCCUCUGGUUUUCCCUGGGUGCCUUUAUGCAACAAGGAUGUGAUAUUUCCCCAAGAUCCCUCUCAGGUCGCAUUGUUGGAGGUGUUUGGUGGUUCUUCACACUCAUCAUUAUUUCGUCAUACACUGCUAACCUCGCUGCUUUCUUGACUGUUGAGCGAAUGGUCUCGCCCAUAGAAAGUGCAGAAGACCUUGCCAAACAAACCGAAAUUGCAUAUGGAACACUGGACUCAGGGUCAACAAAAGAAUUCUUCAGAAGAUCAAAAAUAGCAGUGUAUGAAAAGAUGUGGACCUACAUGAAAUCGGCAGAGCCAUCAGUGUUCACUAGGACUACAGCUGAGGGAGUAGCCCGUGUUCGCAAAUCCAAGGGCAAGUUUGCCUUCCUCCUGGAGUCCACCAUGAAUGAAUACAUUGAACAGCGAAAGCCGUGUGACACCAUGAAAGUGGGAGGAAAUCUGGAUUCGAAAGGCUAUGGAGUAGCCACACCCAAGGGUUCUCCAUUAAGAACUCCUGUAAACCUUGCCGUUUUGAAACUCAGUGAGGCAGGCGUCUUAGACAAGCUGAAAAACAAAUGGUGGUACGAUAAAGGUGAAUGUGGACCCAAGGACUCUGGAAGUAAGGACAAGACGAGUGCCUUGAGUCUCAGCAACGUUGCUGGAGUCUUCUACAUUCUGGUUGGAGGCUUGGGCUUGGCCAUGCUGGUGGCUUUGAUAGAAUUCUGUUACAAGUCCAGGGCAGAGGCGAAGCGAAUGAAGCUGACCUUUUCUGAAGCCAUAAGAAACAAAGCCAGAUUAUCCAUCACAGGGAGUGUAGGAGAAAACGGCCGUGUAUUAACUCCCGACUGCCCGAAGGCCGUGCACGCUGGAACUGCAAUUAGACAAAGUUCAGGAUUGGCUGUAAUUGCAUCGGACCUACCAUAA
Messenger RNA from Emys orbicularis (European pond turtle), 2706 nucleotides. RefSeq names its product glutamate ionotropic receptor AMPA type subunit 4 (gene GRIA4). The record is from RefSeq and is a predicted model, not a curated record. Gene Ontology annotation, molecular function: transmitter-gated monoatomic ion channel activity involved in regulation of postsynaptic membrane potential; AMPA glutamate receptor activity. The transcript has 16 exons. Gene Ontology annotation, cellular component: postsynaptic density membrane; dendritic spine; plasma membrane. NCBI's taxonomy places the organism in Eukaryota, Metazoa, Chordata, Testudines, Emydidae. Bases 1 to 2706 code for a protein of 901 amino acids. Gene Ontology annotation, biological process: synaptic transmission, glutamatergic; monoatomic ion transport; modulation of chemical synaptic transmission.